This is a messenger RNA of Puntigrus tetrazona (Sumatra barb), 2940 nucleotides long. It is a transcript of the gene plod3, whose product is annotated as procollagen-lysine, 2-oxoglutarate 5-dioxygenase 3. Gene Ontology annotation, molecular function: L-ascorbic acid binding; iron ion binding; procollagen glucosyltransferase activity. The record is from RefSeq and is a predicted model, not a curated record. Lineage: Eukaryota; Metazoa; Chordata; Actinopteri; Cypriniformes; Cyprinidae. Gene Ontology annotation, cellular component: endoplasmic reticulum. Gene Ontology annotation, biological process: peptidyl-lysine hydroxylation.
UUUUUUUUAGAGGAAUUGCGUUCCAUUUGCCUGGCUCUGAUUGGUCGAAAGCAGUAGCGUUCUCUUUUCCUAUUGGCUGCUUCCCUGUCCGUCAUCUUAUGCUCCGCGCUCAUUGGCUAUCUGGACGGAAGCGAGGCGGUUUCUUCAAGUUGAUGGUAAAAUUCCUGCCCUGCAUCCGAGAACUUCGGGAGAGUUCUUCCCCUGGAGCGGAAAACCGAGCCGAGCCGAACCAGAACCCGAGCGCGAUGACUGCGGUGCGCCUGGCCUUGAUUCUGGGCCUCGUUCAGCUCUGCCGACCCGAACCGCGGACCGGGAAGCCCGAUGAGCUGCUGGUGAUCACGGCCGCGACCGAAGUGACCGACGGCUACCUGACUACCAUCCGUCAGUUCAACUACACCGUUCAGGUUCUGGGUCUGGGUGAGGACUGGAAGGGUGGAGAUGUGGCCCGGACCGUCGGAGGAGGACAGAAGGUUCGAUGGCUGAAGAAAGAACUGGAGAAACACAAAGACAAACCUAACACCGUCAUCAUGUUUGUGGACAGUUAUGAUGUGAUUUUAGUAAGCGGUCCAGAGGAGCUGCUCAGGAAGAUUUAAUAAGUACGUUUCUCGACUAUUUUUGGUUUUCGUAGCUUAUACAGUGCUUCUGCGGUUGACCAGAGACUGUGUGCGUCCACAUACCCAGUUAUGAUGCAUCACGGUCCAGAGGAGCUGCUCAGUGUAGGUUUCAUCGGCUAUGCUCCUGAGAUUCAUGCUUUAGUGAAGCAGUGGAAAUACAAGGACGACGAUGACGACCAGCUGUUCUACACACGCAUCUACCUGGAUAAAGAGCAGAGGAGGAAGUUCAACAUCACUCUGGACCACAAAUCCCACAUUUUUCAGAAUCUCAAUGGAGCUAUAGAGGAAGUGGUCCUGAAGUUUGAGAAAUCCAGAGUCAGAGCACGGAACGUGGCCUAUGACACACUUCCUGUCGUUAUCCAUGGCAACGGUCCGACUAAGCUCCAGCUGAAUUAUCUGGGUAACUACGUGCCGACGGCGUGGACGUAUGAACACGGCUGUGGGAUCUGUGACGAUGAUCUGCUGGACCUGAGCGGUCUGUCUGACGAGGAGAUGCCGCUGGUGUAUGUGGCCGUGUUUAUCGAGCAGCCGACGCCGUUUCUGGAAGAAUUUCUGGAGAGACUCGCAACUUUGAACUACCCACACACACGCUUACGACUCUUCAUACACAACAACGUUGUGUAUCACGAGCAGCACGUAGAGCGCUUCUGGACUCGCCACCGCUUGCUCUUCCCUGGGGCGAGACUCGUCGGACCGGAAGAAAACCUCAAACAAGACCAGGCCAGGAACAUGGCAGUCGAGGCGUGUAAGAAGGACGUCUCCUGCGAUUAUUUCUUCAGCAUCGACUCUGAUGUUGCUCUGACCAAUUCAGAUAUUUUAAGGAUCCUUAUUGAAGAGAACAAAGCUGUGAUCGCUCCCAUGCUGUCUCGACACGGCAAGCUCUGGUCCAACUUCUGGGGAGCUCUGAGUCCGGAGGGUUUUUACUCGCGCUCGGAGGACUACAUCGACAUCGUCCAGAGCAAGAGAGUUGGACUGUGGAACGUUCCCUACAUCACUCAGGUCUAUCUUCUCCGUGGAGAGACUCUCCGCUCUCGUCUGGCCGCCGUCUCUCUCUAUCAGCAGGAGGGCAUGGACGCAGACAUGAGCUUCUGUAAGAGCGUCCGGGAGCAGGGCAUCUUCAUGUUCGUGUCAAACAGGGAUGAGUUUGGCCGUCUGGUCUCCUCCACCAAUUACAACAUCAGCCGUCUUCAUCCAGACAUGUGGCAGAUAUUCGACAACCCAAUGGACUGGAGAGAGAAAUACAUCCAUGAGAAUUACUCCAAGAUUUUUGAAGAUGAUGAGAAGAUCGUUGAGCAGCCCUCAGGCGUGUACUGGUUCCCAGCGUUCUCUGAAAGAAUGUGUGAUGAGCUUGUGGAGACCAUGGAGGACUUCGGUGGAUGGUCUGGAGGAAAACACACGGACGAACGGUUAGCUGGAGGUUAUGAGAACGUUCCCACAGUCGACAUUCACAUGAAUCAGAUCCAGUACGAGAAAGAGUGGCUGAAGUUCCUCAAGGACUACAUCGUUCCUGUGAUGAAGCUCUACCCAGGGUACUACCCCAAGGCUCAGGCUGUGAUGAACUUUGUGGUCCGUUACCGCCCCGAUGAGCAGCCGUCGCUCCGUCCUCAUCACGACUCGUCCACGUUCACCAUCAACAUCGCGCUCAACAGCAAAAACAUUGACUAUGAGGGCGGAGGCUGUCGGUUCCUGCGUUACGACUGUAAGGUGGAGGCUCCCAGGAAGGGCUGGUCGUUCAUGCACCCGGGCCGACUCACACACUAUCACGAGGGACUUCCUGUCACGCAAGGAACGAGAUACAUCAUGGUGUCCUUCGUUGACCCUUAACUCUGUCUCUGUGUGUGUGUGUGUGUGUGUGUGUGUGUGUGUGUGUGUGUGUGUGUGUGUGUGUGUGUGUGUGUGUGUGUGUGUGUGUGUGUGUGUCUGUGUGUGUGUGUGUGUGUGUGUGUGUCUCUGUAAAUUAACAAGUGAGAUGUUAUGAGCGGAGGCUCUCAGACAUUCUCUCCUUCAGCACAAAUCUUCCCUAAAGCUUGAUGAGAGGAGAAUUUUUACUUGAUUUUUAUAGAACAAUCAAAUCUGAUGUUUGUUGUUUUACGUUUUUUUUAUUAUUAUUAAAGAGUUGUAGUCCUCCGUUUAGCUUUUAUACUCGAGCUUUGUACAAACCGCUUUAAAUUAUUUGUUGCCUUCUGAAAAUAAAUAAAUACUAUAAAACAGAAGCAGGUUUUGUUCAAUGCUUUUAUCAUGUUUCUAUAAUCCUGUGUCUUUCAGAGCAGACUUCAUUGAUUCAUAUGACUUCUAGUGUCUUAAUUAAACAAAAUAUUACACAAUA